AGGCAGGGAGAGUGUAUGAGGGGGAGGGAAGCAAAGGAGGUGUCACAUGAGGAACCCCAAAUCUGGACUCUGACACCAUUCUGUCUGCCACUGAAGGACUGCACCCGUUGGAGAGAAGGGGUUAGGUCCUGUCCCUCCUUCUGCACCCCACAACCUUUGAUAGCCUCAUGGAUUGUGGGGCACAGAGGAUGCGUGACGCUGAGUGGCCCCAGCACCGUGACAGGCGUUGUGGGGGAAUCUCUGAGCGUGCAGUGUUGCUAUGAGGAACAAUUCAAGGAAAAUGACAAAUACUGGUGCAGAGAACAGCUGGCUCCUAUUGGACCCUGUGACAAGAUUGUGGAGACCAGCGGGUCAGAGAAAGAGAAGACGAAGGGCCGAGUGUCCAUCAGGGACCAUCCUGCCCAGCUCAGCUUCACAGUGACUGUGAAGAACCUCACAGUGAAGGACGGAGGCCAAUACUGGUGUGGCAUCAAUAAAAGAUGGUGGAAAGAUGGAGUUUAUUCGAGAGAUCCCACCUUCCAGGUGAUGAUAUCUGUGUUCCCAGCACCAGCACCAAUGUCAAGCACACCUACAAGUCCCACGACUUCCACAGCCACAACCGAAGGCCUGCUUGUGCCGUCCACGGCGCUGGCCACGGUGAGUACCACCCACAGCCCGAGCAGCCAGGAGAACUCCAACCAGAGCCAGAGCCCAUGGUCCCUGCUCAGCAGCAUCCACUUCCUGCUCCUAGUCUUUCUGAAGGUGCCCUUGUUCUUGAGCAUGCUCAGUGCUGUCCUCUGGGUGAACAGGCCUCAGAGGGAUCCUAGGGAAGGUCCCUAUGAGAACCAGUAGCCCUGGUGCCCAAGAUGCCCUGUCCACGGAUCCAGACCCUCAGGUGGAAUCAAAAUGAUCUCAGCCAUAAAUCCUGUGGUGCCGUCGAGGUUUCUAUCAGAAAACACUGUAAUCUUUUUUGAAACUUUUUUCAUGCAAUAUGCCCUGCACAUCAAGUAAUAUAUCUAAUAAAUAAGUAUACCUACAACAAAGAAUAUUCAACACCUGUUUGUCCUCCUUAGAGCUUAAGAAAGAAAGCAACACCUUUACCUGUUUUUUCUUUUUUUUUCUGUGUGCGUAUGCCUAACCUGAGAUAGGAAUCCGUCGUCCUUUCUCCGUAUAGAUAAGCAUUGCCCACAGUUACUGACAACUCCCUCUUUCCCCAGUGAUCUGCUUUGCAACGUCUGACAGAUAUUGAUUUCUAUGUUCCUGUGGCUCUUUUUCUGAGUUCUCUAUUCUCUUUCAUUUGUCUAUUUCCUUAUUCCUGAACUAGUACAACCUUGUUUUAAUAACCCCAGCUUUAUUAAAACGCCUUGGUAUCUGUAUGGCAUGUCACCUCCUAUUGUUCUUUUAUGUCAGGCGUGUCUUUGCAACUAUGGGCCUUUUUCUCUUCCACGUAAAAUUUAGAAUUAGCCAGUUAAGUUUCUAAAAAAGAAAAACUUUAGAGAUUUUUAAUGCAACCAUAUCAAAUUCAUCUUUAUAAUAAUGGAUUUUCCUAUCUAUAAGCAUAGUACGUGGCUACAGUUAUUUUUGAGUUUCUUAAAUAUCUUUCAAUAAUAGUACGUGACUAUAGUUAUUUUUCAGUUUCUUAAAUGUUUUUUAAUAAUGUCAUACUAUCAAGUCAAAGGAGAACCUACUGAUCGGGGAAAAAUUUUUGGCUAUGUUUCCAACAAGGGACUAAUCUUCAAAAUUUAUAGAAAAACAAAAUUUAUAGAUAAACAACACAUUUUUUAAAAAAUGGGCAAAGGAUAUGAACAGAUAUUUCACCAAAGAAGGUAUUUAGGCUGCUAACAAACAUAUGAAGAAAUGCUCGCAAUCAUUAGCCAUUAGAGAGAUGCAAAUCAAAUCUACAAUGAGAUUCCACGUCACACCAACAUUACUGACAAUAAUUUUACAAAACUCUGAAAAUAACAAAUGUUGGUGAGGUUAUAUAGGUUAUAUACACUGUUGGUUGGAAUGUAAAAUGGUAAAACCACUACGGAAAACAGUAUAGCGCUUCCUCAAAAAGCUAAAAAUAGAAAUACCAUAUGAACGAGCAGUCAUACUCCUAGGUAUAUACCUUAAAGAAAUAAAAGUCGUGACAUGAAUAGACUUGUUCGCUGCAGCAUUGUUCACAAUAGCAAAAAAGAUGGAAACAACCUUAGUGCCCAUCAACAGAUGAAUGGAUAAACAAACUGUGGUACAUACACAUGAUAGAAUACUACGCAACA
Trichechus manatus latirostris (Florida manatee) is the source of this 2240-nucleotide messenger RNA. Its product is annotated as CMRF35-like molecule 6. The transcript has 4 exons. The record is from RefSeq and is a predicted model, not a curated record. Bases 16 to 831 code for a protein of 271 amino acids. NCBI's taxonomy places the organism in Eukaryota, Metazoa, Chordata, Mammalia, Sirenia, Trichechidae. Gene Ontology annotation, molecular function: transmembrane signaling receptor activity. Gene Ontology annotation, cellular component: plasma membrane.